This is a messenger RNA of Hibiscus syriacus, 1199 nucleotides long. Its product is annotated as adenylyl-sulfate kinase 3-like. The record is from RefSeq and is a predicted model, not a curated record. The transcript has 8 exons. Lineage: Eukaryota; Viridiplantae; Streptophyta; Magnoliopsida; Malvales; Malvaceae. Gene Ontology annotation, molecular function: adenylylsulfate kinase activity; ATP binding. Gene Ontology annotation, biological process: sulfate assimilation. The coding region runs from base 94 to 939 and encodes 281 amino acids.
UUUUUAAUCACGUCUUUUGCCGUCAACUCCUCCUGUUUGGCUGUUUCAACUCACAACCAUUGUUUUUUUAAUUAUUAAAAAAUUAUAAUCAAGAUGGUUGUGCUCAAGGCUCUACGGCCGGCGAUUUGUUGUUCUUCUUCCAUUUUCGAUGGUGGGCCUUUGGAACCGGUGGAUAAGGCUAGCUUCGUGAUGUUUCCGUUCCCGGCGUCGUCGCUUUCUAUGAGGUUGAGGAGAGGCAACAAUGCUAAGCUGAGCUUGGUUCAGGCGACGGAGGAAUCGUCCAUGCCGAUUGCGACUGAUCCCGCUGCUGCUAUUUCUGCAACAAACGGCAAGGCAACAAACAUUGUAUGGCACAAAAGUUCGAUUGGAAAACUUAAUCGGCAAGAGUUACUUCAGCAAAAGGGUUGUGUCAUAUGGAUUACAGGUCUCAGUGGCUCAGGAAAGAGCACUCUGGCAUGUGCUCUGUGCCAUGCCUUGUAUUCAAGGGGAAAGUUGGCUUAUGUCCUUGAUGGUGAUAAUGUUCGGCAUGGCUUAAACUGUGACCUUAGUUUUAAAGCAGAGGAUCGGGCAGAAAACAUACGAAGGAUUGGAGAGGUCGCAAAACUCUUUGCUGAUGCAGGCAUCAUCUGCAUUGCCAGUGUAAUAUCUCCCUACAGAAAAGACAGGGAUGCAUCUCGUGCAUUGUUGCCGGAAGGAGAUUUCAUUGAGGUGUUCAUGAAUGUGUCACUCCAAAUAUGCGAGGCAAGGGACCCAAAAGGCCUAUACAAGCUUGCAAGAGCUGGAAAAAUUAAAGGUUUUACCGGUAUCGAUGAUCCGUAUGAACCCCCCCUGAAUUGUCAGCUAGAAUUGCCACAAAAGGGAAACAUCUGUGCUUCCCCAUGCGAAAUGGCUGAAACUGUGAUAUCUUACCUGGAGGAGAAGGGGUAUCUGCAGGCCUAACAAGAGAGAAACCCUGCAAUUCCAGGUUCCCAUUAUCAUCUGUAAAAUUAAGCACGUUUCUCGUUUCCUUUAUUAGUGACACCUUUGUUUCCUAUAUCCUUAUCCUGUUUCUGGCAUCAAGGAAACUCCUCGUUUCCUUUCUGUAGUUCAUAUCGUGUACUAGAUAAUUAAUCGCUUGAUUAAUUACUGUUCUCUUUAUUAGGCCUUCUAAAAGACUCGUAGUGAGUGAAGUGGGUUCAGUCAUUUUAAGAGGAAGAAAU